AUGAAAUCAUCGCGAUCACGAUCAGUUUCUUCCCGAUCCCCAUCUCGAUCUGUGUCCAAAUCACGAACUCGAUCAAGAACUAGGUCUCCGAAUGCGAUAGAAGCCAAGCGGAGUAACAGAGGUGGUAUAAAAGGCGGAUCCAGGAGCCGAGGUCGUUCUAGGGGCAGUAAGCGAAAGAGGUCUCAAAGCAAAAAGUCUAAUUCUCGUUCAAAGAAACGAAAGCGAGGAGCUAGCUCCAAAAAAAGUAAAGGCGGAAAAGGCAAAGGAAAAGGUGGAAAAAAACAAAAGCCAGCAGCAAAGCCGAAAGCUUCCAAAAGAAACAGAAGAAAAGAAGAAAAUCCCAACUCCAAAGAAGUCACUGAAGGAAAUGAGCCUACUCCCACAAAAGAAAAGGUUGAGUAA
Gigantopelta aegis is the source of this 402-nucleotide messenger RNA. RefSeq names its product serine/arginine-rich splicing factor 6-like. NCBI's taxonomy places the organism in Eukaryota, Metazoa, Mollusca, Gastropoda, Neomphalida, Peltospiridae. The transcript has a single exon. Bases 1 to 402 code for a protein of 133 amino acids. The record is from RefSeq and is a predicted model, not a curated record.